This is a messenger RNA of Nerophis lumbriciformis (worm pipefish), 1297 nucleotides long. Its product is annotated as boophilin-G2. Gene Ontology annotation, molecular function: serine-type endopeptidase inhibitor activity. NCBI's taxonomy places the organism in Eukaryota, Metazoa, Chordata, Actinopteri, Syngnathiformes, Syngnathidae. The record is from RefSeq and is a predicted model, not a curated record.
AUGAAGGACCUACUAGUUUUUGCCAUUGUCUUUGCUGUGUUUCACAUUGGCUAUUCGGCAAUACCAGACUUUUGUGAACUGGAGGAGGAUGAAGGUGUGGGAAGCAGCUUCAUCUUUGCGUUGCACUACAGUUCCACGGACAACAGGUGCAAUCCCUUCAUAUACAAAGGCUCAGGGGGCAAUGCCAAUCGUUUCCUAAAGGAACAAGACUGCAUGAGGAACUGCUCGGCCAUAGUAGACAAAUACUACCCCACAGACGCAACAACGACUUGCCUCUUGACGAAGAGCGAUGGUGGAUGUAGCGCCCGAUUUCUGAGAUACUACUAUGAUUCUGUUCAUGGCAAAUGCAAAAAAUUCCUCUGGACCGGGUGCCAUGGAAACGGAAAUCGAUUUUUUGACCAUGACAGCUGCAAUGCCACCUGUGCUGGUGUCCAUGAUGACCGCGAGGAAGAAGAGGAGGAUGAGCCAGACACCCCGAUUGCAAUCAUCUGCGGGGUUUUGCUCGCCGUCAUCGUAAUUUCCAUCUUCGUUACGGUCAUUGUCCUGACUGUCCAGUCCAACAAGAACCAGAAGAAGACCACAGCAAGAAGUAAAGAUGGACAGCCGGAUGCUCCUCUGAGGGGCCAGAGUCUAGAAAUGGCAUAACCCUACACCUCUGCUUUAACAACUUGUUGUUUUUACCCUUAAGCCAAUUUACACUUAUUAUACUUCAACAAUUUCAACAGUUUUUUAUACCGUAUUUUUCAGACUAUAAGGCGCACUUAAAAUCCUUUCAAAACUCGACAGUGCGCCUUAUAACCCGGUGCGCCUAAUGUACAAAAUCAUUUCGGUUGUGCUUACCGACCUCAAAGCUAUUUCGACUCAAGUAAACAGCACCAAAGUUGUAUAUAUUCCAUUGAAAAUUAUAGAACAUUACACAAGGCGCUCAAAAAUCUAUAAAAAUGUUUUAGUAGGACUUUGGUAGGCUAUGAAGCCACACCGCUUGAUGGAUGAUUGAUGUACUGUGCUUCAACAUAGGAGUAUUACUAUGCUGUGUGUAUAAGUGUCACGUUCAAACACCGAGGACAUCUGUUAAACAAGACAAAAGGCAAGGAAUCAAACAGAGACAGAAUUCAAUUUGGACUCAAUAUUGAGGAGAGACAUGGUCACGGCACUCUCUGUACAGUCCUGCACCACGCUCUGACGAAGAAGGUUUUCGUCUCCUCAUUUAUUCAGAUGUUCAAUGUUCACGCACCAACAUAUGUCACAGCAGGAAUGGGAAGUAUUUAAAACAGUCAUUGUUUUCGGUCUCAUUGAA